AUGGCUGAUGAAUUGCUACAACGUUUACAUGAUCAAAAUCCACUUUAUAAACGUAUUCUAAAAGAUGAUCUUGCUAAAAAUUCAAAAUGGGAUAGUGUGUUUCAAAUAAAACAAGCGAAAGGUUAUGUAACAGAACACAGGACACCAUCAACCAGUUUUCCAGGAGGAAAACAAUUUGUUGUAGAUUUAUGUAAUGAUGAACCGGAUCUUCUUGAAGUGAAAUAUUAG
This is a messenger RNA of Didymodactylos carnosus, 228 nucleotides long. The record is from the annotation of a GenBank genome assembly. NCBI's taxonomy places the organism in Eukaryota, Metazoa, Rotifera, Eurotatoria, Philodinida, Philodinidae.